CAAACAGAAACAGCUUUAUUUGGCUGUUGAAAAACUACAAACAUGGCAGCAACUGCACUUUAACGGGAAUUGUAGUGUUUUUGUAAUCACGACAGCCAACGGGACAUUCCUGGAAGAAAGCGUAACAGAGUUGGGCAUCAAAGGUCAAAAGUUGUAACACGGAGGAAAGUGGGAAGCACGUCUGCCUCACAUUCUGCGAUCUGGGGUUCAAAUUUCACCUCUGGACCUUCCUGUAUAGAGUUUGCAUUUUCUCCCUGUGCUUUAAGUGGGUUGUCUCCAGCAGGAGGAGGGAUCAGGGCAGGAAGGGGACAUGGACUCACACCAACAAGGAUGAACUGAACCGGGGAACAUCUGUUGAAGCGCCCCUCUCGAUGCAACCAUGGCCUCGGCGUCGUCUGGCCCUGGCACCGCCGCUCUGGGCUCGCAGGUCCACGCGGCCGCCGUCAACGGCGAUAAGAACGCGCUGCUCAAACUCAUCACAGUAGAUCCAGUCCUCCGGGACCGCGAGGACCAGUUUGGCCGCACCCCUCUCAUGUACUGCGUGUUGGCCGAUCGCCUAGACUGCGCAGAGAUUCUGCUAAAGGCCGGAGCCUCGGUCAACAAGACCGACCACAGCCAGCGCACGGCCCUCCACCUUGCCGCACAGAAGGGAAAUGUUCGUUUCCUCAAGCUGCUGCUGUCGCGACACGCCAACUGGCUGCAGAAGGAUUUGGAAGAGAUGACCCCGCUGCACCUCGCCACGCGACACCCGUCCCCGAAAGCGCUGGCGUUGCUGCUCAAACACAUCGGACCCGGAGAAGUUGACACGCAGGACAAGAACAAGCAGACCGCCCUCCACUGGUCGGCGUUUUAUAACCGGCCGGAGCACGUCCGGCUCCUCAUCAAGCACGACUCCAACAUUGGCAUCCCCGACAGCGAGGGCAAGAUCCCCCUGCACUGGGCCGCGCACAGCCAGGAGGCCAGCGCCACGCAAACCGUCCGCUGUAUACUGGAAGCCGCUCCCACUGAGUCCCUGCUGAAUUGGCAGGACUAUGAAGGUCGGACACCUUUGCACUUUGCUGUCGCAGAUGGUAAUGAGGCAGUGGUGGAGGUGCUGACGUCCUACGAGGGUUGCAACGUGACAGCCUAUGACAACCUCUUCAGGACACCGCUGCACUGGGCCGCCCUGCUCGGCCACGCCAGAAUCGUCCACCUGCUGCUGGAGAGGAACACGUCGGGCACCAUCCCCUCAGACAGCCAGGGAGCGACACCUCUGCAUUACGGAGCUCAGAGCAACAAUGCAGAGACGGUGGGUGUGUUUCUUUCCCACCCGUCGGUGAAGGAUGAGCCCGACCUGGAGGGCAGGACGGCAUUCAUGUGGGCCGCUGGGAAGGGCAGCGAUGAUGUCAUCCGGACCAUGUUGGCCCUCACGCCUCACAUCGACAUCACAAUGGCCGACAAGUAUGGCGGCACCGCGCUGCAUGCGGCCUCCCUGUCAGGCCACGUGAGCACCGUCAAGCUGCUGCUGGAGAAAGGAGCCUUGGUGGACUCUCUGGAUGUGAUGAAACACACGCCGCUGUUCCGUGCCUGCGAGAUGGGACACAGGGACGUCAUCCUCACCCUGAUCAAAGGUACAGUAGGCUCCGCACGUGUGGACCUGGUGGACGUGGACGGUCACACUGCUUUGCACUGGGCGGCUCUGGGAGGAAACGCUGAGGUCUGCCAGAUCUUGAUGGAGAACGGCAUCAGCCCCAACGUACAGGACCAGGCAGGGCGAACCCCUCUGCAGUGUGCUGCUUAUGGCGGCUACAUCACCUGCAUGGCUGUUCUCAUGGAGAAACAAGCUGAUCCAAACAUACAGGACAAAGAGGGGAGGACCGCUCUCCACUGGUCGUGCAACAACGGCUACCUGGACGCCGUGAAGCUGCUGCUGGGCUACAGCGCCUUUCCUAACCACAUGGAGCACACAGAGGAGAGGUACACGCCGCUGGACUAUGCGCUGCUGGGCGGCCACAGCGAGGUGACGCAAUUCAUGCUGGAGCACGGCGCCCUGUCCAUCGCCGCCAUCCAGGACAUCGCCGCCGCCUCCAUCCAGGCCGUCUACAAGGGCUACACGGUCCGCAAGGCCUUCAGGGAGAGGAAGCAGCUCCUCAUGAGGCACGAGCAACUGCGCAAGGACGCCGCCAAGAAGCGGGAGGAGGAACUGCGGCGGAGAGAAGCCGUGCAGCACAUCUCUGCGCCCGCCGCCGAGGAACGACAAUCGUCCUUGGAGGCGGCUGAGCAGGAGAAGCUCUACUUGGUGGACCUGGUAGCAGAUUUAUCCGUGAAGGACUCGGUGGUGGAGAUAAAAAAACUGGCUAAACCUGAACGAAGGAGCAAAGAAACGAGACACAAAGUCCACCGGACCAGAUCCACAAGGGGCCAGGCUGCCGAGCCGCCUGACAGUCCGACGUGCCCCCCAAGCCACGUGCCAUGCGGCACGACUCCCGGUGUGAAGGACCCGCUCUCUCCGUGCGGCCAGGCGUCACCCAGAACUUCCUCCAGGCACAAAGUUAGCGAGCAAAAGCCGUCCUCCUUCACAAGCAGCCCUUCCACGGGCACCUCCGUCGCUGACCACACGGCCGCCGUACCUCUCCGGAAGACCGAUUCCCUGAAGCGCAGACACCACAAGCCCAAAGAUCACGUUCGAGGCAGCAGUUCCUUUUCGAAGUCCAGAACCCCUUCGAGGAAACAUCGCGACGCCGCCAACGCGCCCGCACGGGGGCGCGACAGAGAGCCUCGCGGGACGAAAGACGAGGCGGCCGCGGUCAUCCAGCGAGCGUGGCGGAGGCUCCUCGCGCGCAGAAACAGGGAAGCCGCGGAGUCGGGCCAUUCAAACCACGCCCAUAUCAGGAAGAGGCGAACAGAGACGCGGGGUCCUCCCGCGAAACCUGCAGCCAGUAAGACGUCGGUCCUGCAAAACAUUUACGGAGGUUCCGUGGCCAUUCGAGCACAUUCUUCAUCUCGAGCGUCUCAGCUGCUGUUGAACAGCCUGCCUUCGCGCACCCAAAGCCAACUGAGCGCUCUGGACCGCGUUCACCUGACCGACGCCGUGAAUCAAGCCAGGCAGUUCUCCUACCACCUGAGGCCGCAGAGCGCCGGGCAGGGUCGGGGCCACCGUGGGAAGUGUUGACGCCCGUGCGUGUGGCAGCCCAAGUAUUAUUAUUAUUAUUAUUAUUUUUUUUUUUUAAUGUUUUCUCAGCUUUCCGUGAAAUUACCGUGGACGUCUUUCGCUUCUAAAAUUAAGCCAUUACGACAUCAGAGCCAUGACUUCACGGGGCGGGGGUUAAGUCGACUGAAGCAUGUAAAAGAUAACCUUUCGUCCAUUGUGAGACAACACACGCAGCCCCCCCUCGCCCCCCUCCCUCCGCUUGGCUCUCACUCAGACACUGAGAUAACCUUUCUUGGUUUUUGCGGAGAAUGAGUCGGUCUAUCAACAGCAGCUCAUGAACUUUGCCCACCUGCAGACGCACACACACAUACGGGCACAAUGUAAAAAUGUCCAACGCGAACACGACGUAAAAAUCCAUCUGGUCGUCCAUAUGAAAGUAAAUGAGCCCAAUGUAAUGAUUGAUUUUAUUAAAAUCAAGAAAUGUUCACGGUUUGUAGUUGAAAUAUUUGUUUGAAGGGAAGUUGUGCCAGGCUGUCCUCUCCCCGUCAGUCGUUUUAGGAGUGGCUUCACAGUAAGUUGUUCGUCAGAAGCAGAGAGGUGGAAUUUGGAAGCGGUGUGACGGUCUGAGCGCUCCCCCGUGCUGAAAAGUCUCCUUGUGAUCAAUACGCAUGCGUAGCUAACAGGGGAACUCUGGGUACGUAGCAGACGCUUACUGGGAAAUCCCCCGGUCUCAUACUUCCCCUUCUUCUACAUAGAGGGAGCUAACAUACGUUAUAUCAUAACCAUAACUUAACCCUAAAACAAAAGUAUACACAUAUCUGUACGUUCGCUAUGUUCGUCUUUCCGAGACGUCCGUAGCGAACGUGAACACUCGGCAACAAGUUGUCGGAUGGCACACGUUGAAGCACGGAUGGAGAUGUUUCAGAUUGGCCAGAAGUCUACAAAUUAUACACGCAUGCGCGUUAAUCACAAGGAGACUUUUCAGCACGGGGGAGCGCUCAGACCGUCACACCGGUGCUGAAAAGUCUCCUUGCGAUUAACGCGCAUUACGGUAUCUGUCCAUUUACCUGCACACACUUUUGUUUUGUUUUUUUGGUCCAC
Messenger RNA from Syngnathoides biaculeatus (alligator pipefish), 4231 nucleotides. It is a transcript of the gene invs, whose product is annotated as inversin. The record is from RefSeq and is a predicted model, not a curated record. Gene Ontology annotation, biological process: protein localization to ciliary inversin compartment. Gene Ontology annotation, molecular function: protein binding. Gene Ontology annotation, cellular component: ciliary inversin compartment. The coding region runs from base 380 to 3151 and encodes 923 amino acids. Lineage: Eukaryota; Metazoa; Chordata; Actinopteri; Syngnathiformes; Syngnathidae. The transcript is spliced from 20 exons.